GGGGCCGAGUGGAGCACGUACCAAGUGCCACAGCCUGGUCCAGGGGCCUGGCCCUUCCCCCCAAGGCUGGAAGCACCCUGCCGCCGGCACCGAGGAGAAAGGCCCCGGGCGUUGGGGGUGUUAGCGAUCUCCGCAAAGGCCGGGCGUGGGGCACUGAACCACGGGAGCUGCCUGGCGUAGACCAAGGGGCCAGCUGGUCCCCCUCGCCCAGGGCCCUGGGGAGUCAGUGCGGCUCCCCCAGGAAGCGGACAUGUGACCGUGACGCGCACGGGGAUGCUGCUGCUGGGGAAGGCUGGCCCCACUGACACGCCCCCUCUGCCUCGCCCCUCCCCAGGGUAUGGCAGGCUCCGGAGAUGCUGCUAGACAUCGAGAAUGCGACGCCCGCUUCGGGAUACCUGCUGCUCUGCUUCUCCGCAGGCUACUUCAUCCAUGAUGCCCUCGACAUCAUUGUGAGUCACCAGUCCCGGGCGUCCUGGGAGUACCUGGUUCACCACGGCAUGGCCAUCUCAGCCUUCUUCUCGGGGAUCUUCCUGGGCCGCUUCAUGGCCGCGGGGAUGCUGUCGCUCUUCGUGGAGGUGAGCAACAUCUUCCUGACCAUCCGCAUGCUGCUGCGGCUGAGCAACACGCCGGCCCCCGCGCUCUACACCCUCAACAAGUACAUCAACCUGGGCAUGUACCUGCUCUUCCGCCUGGCGCCCCAGGCCUACCUCACCUGGUACUUUGUGCGCUACGUGGAGGUGCGGGGCCAGGGAGCCUUCCUCAUCGUCAACCUCUUCCUGCUGGACGCCAUGAUCCUCACCUACUUCUCCCGCCUGCUGCGCUCCGACUUCUGCCCAGGCCGCCGGCGCAGCAGCAAGGACCCGGCCGACAGGAAGGCAAAGCAGCAACACCGAGUGGUAGCAAUUCCUUCUUAUGCACUGAUUGCACGAACUGGAUUCCCCUAUGGCUCCCAUCCCUAA
Messenger RNA from Pelodiscus sinensis (Chinese soft-shelled turtle), 959 nucleotides. The record is from RefSeq and is a predicted model, not a curated record. NCBI's taxonomy places the organism in Eukaryota, Metazoa, Chordata, Testudines, Trionychidae.